GAAGAAGAAAGUUUGGAUUUUUUCAUAGGUCAGUUAACAUCGCUUACUAUGGGAGAAGAAGAAAACAAAAAUAAAGAGAAGAAAGAUGGGGAUAAGUCAACAUCUAAUGACGAAAGCAGAUCUACCCAUAAUCAUGAUCAUGCUAAUUCGACUCCACCUUUUAAAAGGAAGAGUAAUAACUAUUAUAAAUCGAGAUAUUUUUAUAACUCAACAAAUCGGAACUAUGGGAACAACUACCAGAACAACAAACAAAAUGCUUCACCUAGAUGGAGAAAAAAUAAUUACAGAGGGACGAAAGGAGGGAAACGUCAUCGUUACAACCGUAACUUGAAUAAUUCCAAAAAGAUUGAAAAUAAUUUAAAAAUGUUAUUUUCAUCUAUGUUGCAAGCAGCGAAAAAUAUGUAACGAUCAAUAAAUAAUUAUCUUGU
This is a messenger RNA of Leptopilina heterotoma, 428 nucleotides long. Its product is annotated as GATA zinc finger domain-containing protein 4-like. Bases 49 to 405 code for a protein of 118 amino acids. The transcript has 3 exons. NCBI's taxonomy places the organism in Eukaryota, Metazoa, Arthropoda, Insecta, Hymenoptera, Figitidae. The record is from RefSeq and is a predicted model, not a curated record.